Molecule: messenger RNA, 1461 nt
Organism: Maniola jurtina (meadow brown)
Lineage: Eukaryota; Metazoa; Arthropoda; Insecta; Lepidoptera; Nymphalidae
Gene: Mettl5
Product: rRNA N6-adenosine-methyltransferase METTL5
Exons: 4
Coding region: 1-645 (214 amino acids)
Biological process (GO): rRNA methylation
Molecular function (GO): rRNA (adenine-N6-)-methyltransferase activity; nucleic acid binding
Source: RefSeq, a predicted model, not a curated record
AUGUCUGCAAUCAUUAAGUUGAAGACCUUGGAGGGGCAUUUGGGGACUCUGACAGGAUUUCCUGAUCCUAGAGUUGAAUUGGAACAGUAUGAGACCCCUGCACAUAUUGCUGCUGUUGCACUUUAUACUAUACAAACCCAAUUUGCAUCGCUAGAAAACAAGCUAGUGCUAGACGCCGGCUGCGGCACUGGCAUGCUGUCUCUGGGUGCAGCACUGUUGGGAGCUGGCUCAGUAGUAGCUUUGGACAUAGAUGACAGUGCACUAGCAGGCUUACAGGAGAACCUUGAAGACACCGGCGUUACCAACAUUGAUGCAGUGCAAUGUGACUUCCUCAGCUCAAAUGUUUGCAGAUGGGACAAUUACUUUGACACGGUUCUAAUGAACCCCCCAUUUGGUACAAAGAACAAUGCUGGAAUAGAUAUGAAGUUUCUCAAAAUGGGCCUAGAUCUCACUGCUGAUAGUGUUUAUUCUCUGCACAAAUCAUCAACAAGAUCUCAUAUUCAGAAGAAAAUAAAGGAAUGGGGUGCUAAAGGGAAUGUGAUUGCUGAACUCAGAUAUAACUUACCAGCCACAUACAAGUUCCACAGACAACAGACCAGAGACAUUGCCGUGGACCUCUGGAGGAUACAUCAUCCAGACUUAUAGGAUUUUAACCUUUAACCAAUUACUGGCACUUGAGAAGAUUUUACGUUUUAUAUAUAUUUUGGCAUUUUGUCCUUAUAGCAAGCAGUUCACAUUCAAGGAACCAAAAGCUUAAUUUGCUGUAAUCCGCUGAAAAAAAAAAUCUGUACGCUUCAAUAUGCAGCAUGCGAUAUGCACCGCCCGCCCUCCCACUGUUAAACGUGCAGGAAAAGCCAGCCACUAAACAAGCAAUAACCACCACCACCACACAAAUCCCCCGAAGGCCGAAACACACUUAACGCACGUUUCGCGCCGACACCGGAACAUCCUCAGGAGGAUCUUACAAUGCACAAUUGCAACGGCAUAUUUAGCUGUGGAAGCGGUGCAUAGCGCAUGUCAAAUGUUGCUCCAAACAGAUUUGUUUAAGCGGAUUAUAGUAAAUUAAGCUUUUGGUUCCUUGUAUUAGUGUAUCAUGGACUUAAUGUAUCAUAAACUCAUCUGUUUAACCAGUAACCGAUUUUGAGCAAAGGUACAGACAGCUUGCGUCCUGGGGAAGGACAUAGGCUACUUUUUAUACCAGAAAAAUCAAAGUUCUCACGGGAUUUUUAAAACUACGACUUAUAUCCACGCGGACGAAGUCGCGAGCAUCAUCUAUAUUCUAUAAGAUGCUUUUAACAAUCAGAUUCGGCUGUUACGCAUUUGUAUGUUUUCUAUUUGAAAGGAAUUACUUGAUAUUUAAAAUAAAACAACUCUUUAUUUAAACAUUUUUUAUUCAAUGAGGUUACAAAAUAACCAAAUUUUAUGAUGUAAAUAAUAAAUAAACAAUAUUAUGAUCUAAUG